Messenger RNA from Lichtheimia ornata, 609 nucleotides. RefSeq lists its product as uncharacterized. The transcript has 3 exons. NCBI's taxonomy places the organism in Eukaryota, Fungi, Mucoromycota, Mucoromycetes, Mucorales, Lichtheimiaceae. Gene Ontology annotation, molecular function: protein kinase binding; cyclin-dependent protein serine/threonine kinase regulator activity. Gene Ontology annotation, biological process: regulation of cyclin-dependent protein serine/threonine kinase activity. Bases 1 to 609 code for a protein of 202 amino acids. Gene Ontology annotation, cellular component: nucleus; cyclin-dependent protein kinase holoenzyme complex. The record is from RefSeq and is a predicted model, not a curated record.
AUGCUUCAACCAUCGGGUCGUUCAGCCAUCCCACAAUCCAUUUACACCGUGUACCAUGCAAACGCUUCCUCCUCAAAACCACUCCCAUCCGUUCUUAUUGACUUUAUCGCUAUAGCACUUUGCGAAGUCAUCCCUUUUCGUGUGUUCCGCCGCCGUUCCAUGCAGCAACUAAAUCCACAAAAUCAACAUGUUCAGCAAACCCAAUCACACGCACGUCCACGACGCUUGCCAGAGCUCCUUUACUUUAUCCACAAAGUCACAUACCAAGCUGGUAUCAAUUGCCGUACAGCUCUUGUUGCUCUCAUCUUGCUUGAUCGUGCCAAGGCAUCAUUACCCAAGAAUGCCGUCAGUAGUUAUGACACAUCCCAUCGUCUUUUAUUGGGUGCCUUACUCACAGCAACCAAGGUACUUCAAGGUACCGUGUGGGCCCCAGCUACACCACCAUUGACCAAUCAACGCCUAUGUGACAUUUGCAAUGGUCUCUUCUCUUUGAAUGACAUCAACCAAGUAGAGCGUGCCUUUCUCAAGUUGAUCCAAUAUCGAUGUUGGGUUGAUGAUAAGGAUGUCAACGAUUAUGUCAUUCGCCACCGCUCUGAUUUCGCCUUGUAA